Closterium sp. Yama58-4 is the source of this 771-nucleotide messenger RNA. The record is from the annotation of a GenBank genome assembly. Lineage: Eukaryota; Viridiplantae; Streptophyta; Zygnematophyceae; Desmidiales; Closteriaceae.
AUGGCUAUCUCCGCGCGAAAUGCGGUUACCCCGUGGGCGGCUUUCGCGAGCAGCGCCGGCGUCGCCGUGCUGCUGGUCGAGUGUCUGCUGAGCGGCAGCGUUGCGAACUUCGCGAACGCGCAACCCGCGCCCGCGGGGGAGCCAGACUGGAUUUCGCAGCUUAGCGAGACAGACGCGCAAACCGCCCCCGCGGAUCUCGGCUGGGCGGCGCAGCUGGUCCCGAGCUCUGAUUCGCCGGCGGUGCAAGAAGCACCCGCGCAAGGCCCCCCCGCGCAAGGUCCCCCCGCGCAAGGUCCCCCCGCCGAUGAUCAGGAUGAGGAGGACGAUUCGGACUUCGUUGCAGAAAUGGAGCACGAACGCGCGGCCUCGGGGGUUUCUAACUGGGAGGCGCAGACACAGUCGAUCUUCCAGCAGGUGGCGAAUCAGACGUUCCUCUCCUCCUUCGGCCAGAUUUUCUCCAACUACUUCCGAUCCCAGCAGCUGUACAUCGACCAAGAUGCAACCAUCCUCAUCCCCACGAAUGUUGGCUACUGGCGCUACGAAACCCAGUGGGACACGCUCAAGCCAAAGCAGAAGCGCCGGUUACUCCGUUACCACAUUCUCAAGGGCCGUUACACUGCGCAGCAGCUCCUGGACGCGGCUCCGCUCACCCUCUUCCAGACCUUCAACCAGAACCUGCCGGUGAACAAGACUCUUAAGCCGAACGAAGUGUAUUUCCAGUCGGUUCCGCCGACGAGGUUCGUGUCUCCACUGAGCGUGACUGACGGAUAA